This is a messenger RNA of Thyridium curvatum, 1161 nucleotides long. RefSeq lists its product as uncharacterized. The record is from RefSeq and is a predicted model, not a curated record. The transcript has a single exon. Gene Ontology annotation, biological process: regulation of transcription by RNA polymerase II. NCBI's taxonomy places the organism in Eukaryota, Fungi, Ascomycota, Sordariomycetes, Thyridiales, Thyridiaceae. Gene Ontology annotation, molecular function: DNA-binding transcription factor activity, RNA polymerase II-specific; RNA polymerase II cis-regulatory region sequence-specific DNA binding. Bases 1 to 1161 code for a protein of 386 amino acids.
AUGUCUGCGACCGUUUGCUACAAGACCACACUGGCCCCUGGCGGCCUUUUUCAAGAAGAUCGCGCCAUGGACACCCCUCACUUUUUCAGCGACGCGGUCGCUGAUAUGGACGGAGAUGGUUCGUACCCGGAUAUCUUCAGCCAUCAGCAGCUUGACCUGUCGUCGUAUACCAACAGCCCCAAGUUAGCUGUGGACCCGAUGCUGCUCGCUCCAUCUCUGCCAGCUCAACCAUCAAACCUUGCCGACACCAUCGUCAUACCCGCUGGCCAAGAUUCGGCAGACAACGUGCAGACCGCUGCGGCGUCGGUAUCAACGCGCCGGAGCGAUCGAAUCGCCCCAGCAACCAAAGUCGUCCCGCCCAAGCUGGUCCAGAACUCGUCAAACGAUUCGACGACAACGCAGGAGAGCCGGCCGAUGACGAUCAGUGAUGCUUCCUCUAGGAAGUCCAAAUCCACCAGUGCUGCUUCCACGCCUCCACCAGAAGCGCCAGCGCCUAGAAAACGGAAAUCCAGGAAAGUGGAAACCAGUGCCAAGACCGCAGAGAAGAAGGACGGCAAGAAGGACAAGCUGCUCGAGAGGAACAGGAUCGCCGCCAGCAAGUGUCGGCAGAGGAAAAAGGAAUAUGUCUCCGACCUUGAGGAGACCAAGACCCGCUUGGAGACACAGCACUCUCAGCUGCAGCUCGAGUACCAUACUCUCUUGGACGAGGUGACGCGGAUGAAGACUGAUGUCAUGGCCCACGCGGCCUGCAACGACCCCAACAUUGACAGGUGGAUUGGCACAGAAGCCAGGAGGUUCGUCCAGCGGGUGAACCAGAACUGCAUGGCGCAGCAGAACAUGGCCUUCAACGAACCACCAGAGGUCAAACGCCCCAGCACGGCUCCGUCACCGUAUACCUCUCGUCGAGAUUCGAUCUCGCAGGAGAAUCCUGCUACACGGCGUGGCAGCAUGGCGUUCUCUCACGUCGGCGAAGGUGAUGCUUUCUGGGAGGACGAUCUAUCAGACUUGCCGUUCCUGGCCUCCUCGGUAGAGAUGUCGCCGGUCGACGCCAAGUUCCCCAUGCCCUCGUCUCCACAGAUCAAAGAGGAGCACGCGAUGAACUACGAUCACAUGCCGGACAGCAUGUUCAGCUCGCCCAGAGAGAGCGGAACUACCGCCUAA